This is a messenger RNA of Salmo salar (Atlantic salmon), 2648 nucleotides long. Its product is annotated as ELL-associated factor 2. Gene Ontology annotation, cellular component: super elongation complex. The record is from RefSeq and is a predicted model, not a curated record. Gene Ontology annotation, biological process: transcription elongation by RNA polymerase II. NCBI's taxonomy places the organism in Eukaryota, Metazoa, Chordata, Actinopteri, Salmoniformes, Salmonidae. Gene Ontology annotation, molecular function: transcription elongation factor activity.
UCAGUCUGAUCAAUCACAACGAAGGAAGGGCAGAACUUAGCUCUAGAAGUGAGUUGGCUCGUUCUGCGGUAGAUGGUAUCGAAUGGACGUGGAAAGUUUACUGUUAUUAACAUAUGAUUGAAAACUUUGAUUAGAAUAUGAAUGGAACGACAUACUCACACUUUGACAGUCAAGAACAUGUUUUGAAAUUAGGCGAAACAUUUGAGAAACAACCCAAAGGUGCUUACCACACGGUGCGAUAUGACUUCAAACCAGCCUCCAUUGACACCUCCUGUGAGGGAGAGCUGGAGGUGGGAAAGGGAGAACAAGUUACCAUCACACUGCCCAAUCUGGAGGGAUCCACUGCCCCUGUAACAGUCUUCAAAGGAUCCAAGAGGCCUUAUAUGAAGGAAUGUAUUCUCAUUGUAAACCAUGAUACAGGAGAGUACCGUCUGGAGAAACUCAACAGCAACAUUGCAGUCAAGAAGACCAGGGCUGAAGGCAGCAGUAAGAUCCAGUCUCGUAUAGAGCAGCAGACCAGUCGUCUGAGCCAGCAGAUGAAGACUAGUGUUAGCAGCAGCAGCAGCAGCAAAACCCCAGCAGGCUCCAAGAGCUCUCCUCCCAAAGAGAAGAUGUCCCCUGCCUCCCACAUGGAUGACAUUGAGAGAGAGCUAAUGGCGGAGGCGAAGGUCAUGGACCAGAUGAGUAGUGGGGACUCGUCCUCAGACUCCCACAGCUCCUCCUCCAGUAGUGGGGACAGCUCCAGCAGUAGUGAUUCUGAGGACGAGUCCCGGCAUCCACCUCCCCCCGGCCCCUCUGGGGGUCCCCUCACAGCGCCACCACCCCACCAGGGCAUGCCCAUCCUCACCACCGUUACUACCACCACCAUCUCCUCACCACCUCGGGGUGGAGGACACCUCAUGAGUACGCUAAAGAAUGACCUGCAGUUAAGUGAGUCUGGCAGUGAAAGUGACGAUGAUUGACCAGUGAGAGACCACUGAUUCUGUGGCGUGUCAGAGAGGUCCAUCUCUGGACAGCUGCACUGACCUUCACCUGGAUGGCCAUCCUUUAGGGUCACAACAAGAGUGGAAUGAGACUAGGGAAUAUGGAUGUGAUCUUCUUAAUGCCAAAUAAGACCAAACCCCUAUACCUUUUGGAAGCAACACCCCUCACCACCCCAUCAGCAUUUCAGUUGAAUGUGUCUUAAUAGUUCUAUCAAUAGUCUGUUGUCGAUAUCUGUUAGUCCCUUUUUGAAAGAAAUGGGCCAAUAGCUGUGAUCAAUUCUCUUAUCUACACAUUUGAUCUGGAUUAUUUUCACUGUUCAUUUUAGGUAGUAGUUACUCUACUAGUUUAAGUGUUACUACUAGUUGGCCAAAGGGAACUGGGAACCAUACUGCUGAAUUGAACAGAGGAGGUAUUUCUGUUAUCAAGGAUCAGCCACAUCAAUAUCAGAAUGGAUUCCCCUGCAUUCACCCAUUUGGAAAGACUUCCAGCAUCAUAUAGCAUCAGUGUUUCAUUAGUUAGCUUUUAGACUGUGACUACUGUGAAAGAUUUACUCUUAAAGUAAGGGGAUAGGUUGAAGCAGUCUUAUCAUGUCGUUGCUUUAUUAGGAAUUAUCUUAAAAUGUUACUUUGUUGUUUAAUAUAUGGCCUAGCAACAUAUCACGUCUGAGGGGUAUUUGAGGAAACUAGUGCACUACUUGAAGUGGAUUGAUUUAGCUUAGUGUGGGGUAAACGUAACUUAAAGAUUUUGCUCAGUGAUGCUACGUAAUGUUUUUGAAAGAUUACUUGGCUUUGUUGCUUUAAACCUGCAAUACUUGAAUCUGAUUUAUGAUUAUAUUUUACAUAUUUACUCAGAAAAACCAACAGCUUAAUAUAUUCUAUAGGUGUCAGAGCAAUGGGAGUGUAUGUAUGCUCCUAUAGCCUGAUGCCAGUGAGUCUUACAGCCCUGCCUUUAGAACUGCCAUUCCAAUGACUACUAUCCCUUCUGUUAUGGUUACUGAAGUGAAUCUCAAAAGUAUUUCCUUGAUUCCUUGCAUCCUUGAUUCAUCGAUUCUUUCUCAAAAUGCACUGGAGGAGAAGGUCUGAGGGGAGGAGGUAGUUGGAUCUUCUCUUCCAAUGUGUUUAAAAAAAAAAAAAAGAGGCGAUUCAUCAAGGAAUUAAUGAGAUGCGUGAUGAAUCCAGGAAUUGCUUUUGAGACAUAUCCCAGGUCAUAUCUCAUAUCCCAGUGUUGCACCCUCUCUAAAGUAUUAUGUUAGAACAUUAGCUCCGUCCCAAUAAUCUCUCCUUUCUCCCGAAGUGUGCACCUGUUCAUGGAUUUGAAUGGAAAUGACUGGCAUAUGGAAACUCUUUCUAGCCCAUGCCUACACCAAUCCAAUGUUUUUAUAUUUGUGGUGAACGAGUGCACACUUUAGGAGAAAGGAGAGAUAAUUGGGAUGUAACAACCAUGGCUUGUCUAAUAACAAACUCGGGGAAACUGGGAAAGAAGGGAAGAGGGAGGGAGUGAGGAAAACAGCCUUUAAUUCUGCUUGGGUAAAUAAUAAGAAUGUGGUUAUAAUAGUCUGUUUUGGCAGUUGAAAGGAUGGUGGAUUCAGUAGGUGGACAUGAAUAAUUAACUAUUUUGAAUAUGCAUUUCUUUGUAGAUAAAUAAAAUGUUUCAUUGUCAAUGUA